UCAGAAAACAGAUCCAUGAGAUCACAUGAGCUUUAAUCGUUGGACUAUUUCCGCAUUGGCUCAGACAGUGAAUGGAGGAGCUGUGAGUUGAGUACUAUUAAUUUGUUUUAACGUGUCGCAACGCCUUGGAUCGAGCUGGGGGGAACAUCGGGCAGAAGGAGACGCACGGAGACGCGGCGCUCCGCAGACAUGCUCACUCGCGUCAAAUCCGCCGUGGCUAGCUUCAUGGGGGGAAUCAUGGCCGGAUCUUCUAAUAAUAAUAAUGAACGCUCGGGUGGCUCGGACCUGCCGCUUAAAUACCCCUACAUGAGACCCAAGUUUCUGGGACUGUCGGCAGAUGAGAUAGAGUGCUCGGCGGAUCACAUCGCGAGACCUAUCCUGAUCCUAAAAGAGACUCGCAGGUUGCCGUGGGCGACGGGAUACGCCGAGGUGAUAAAUGCAGGUAAGAGUGCACUGAAUGAGGACCAAGCUUGCUGCGAGGUUGUACUGGUUAAGAAGAAACCUAUAGGAUCCUUGACACCCAGAAAGCUGGCUGCAAGUAGAAGGAGGUCAUCUAUUCUGAAUAGCGAUGGUGUGGGCAUGUUGGAAAAUAAUAACACCACAGGCAUUCCCAUGCACUUCUGGGGAGUGUUUGAUGGACACGCCGGCUCUGGAGCUGCUCUCAUGGCAUCCAAACUUCUCCAGCGUAUGAUCCUUGAACGACUUUGUGACGUGUGUCAUCUUCUCGAAAAUCAAAACAACCCUCCGCCUAUCUGUCUGGCUAAGAACGGGAGCCCCUUCCAGGCUGAGGCAAAGAAAGGGGCUUGCCUAGAUGGAGAAGAGCAGGAUGGGCUUCUGGAUGAGCCGCGGUUCCACAUGGAGAAAGAUAUCAGCGUGGAGAGCCUGGUGAUGGGGAUCAUAGAGACCGCCUUCAGAGACAUGGACGACAAAAUAGAGAAGGAGAAGGAAUCUUACAGCAUCUCUGGCGGCUGUUGUGCCUUGAUUGCAAUUCACUUGUUGGGGAAACUCUACGUAGCAAAUGCUGGAGACAGCAGAGCCAUAAUUGUCCGAAACAAUGAGGUCAUCCCAAUGUCCAAUGAGUUCACACCAGAAAGUGAAAGGCAGCGGCUACAGUACCUGGGCUUCCUCAAACCGGAGCUGCUUGGAAAUGAGUUUACACAUAUUGAAUUCCCCAGACGUAUCCAACACAACGAACUCGGCAAGAAGAUGCUUUUUAGAGACCACACAAUGACUGGCUGGGCAUAUAAGACAAUUGUCGAAGACGAUCUCAAGUUCCCGUUGAUUUAUGGGGAGGGGAAAAAGGCUCGAGUCAUGGCUACUAUUGGAGUAACGCGUGGUUUAGGGGAUCAUGAUUUGAAAGUGUACAACUCCAACAUUCAUAUCAAACCUUUCCUAUCCUGCUGCCCAGAAGUCAAAGUGUACAACAUCUCUGAGCACAAACACGGAGCUGAUGAUGUACUGAUCAUGGGUAGUGAUGGACUAUGGGACGUUACAACUGACAGAGAUGUUGCUGACGCAGUAACGACUUUCUUGUCUGGUCGUGAGCCCAAUGAUCCCUUAAGGUACACUUCAGCAGCACAAGACCUCCUGAUGCGCUCGCGCGGAGUCCUGAAGGAGCGAGGCUGGCGGCUGCCCAAUGAGAGACUUGGCUCCGGUGAUGACAUCACCGUGUUUGUCAUUCCAUUGGCCGGGGCAGAGUUAGAAACAUGACCGGGUCGGUCCACCUUCACUGGACAAGCACACCAGGACACGUCCCUGGCUCCAUCCCAGAGAAAGGGCUAGGAAAUCCAAGAAAUCCAUUUUCAAUCCGUCAGAAGGCUCGGAUACGAGAGACGUUACAUGCAACUUCCCCUUGUCCUCCUCCUCCUCCUCCUCCUCCUCGUCGUUCCAUGAAUAUCGUCAAGCCCAUGUCAGGUGUGAGGUGACAUCAUCAAGUGCCAUUCCUCUCGCUCUCCGUUUCCUUUCUGAUUUGUCGAACGCACCUCUGCAAGUCAGUACGGGAUGGUAGGGCUCGUAUCCCUUGAGUAUUCUUUAACAUCGGUGGGUCGUUUCAAUCUCAAUCUCGGUGUGGCAUAAGGAAAAAGCCAAUACUGCUAAAACAUCAGCCCCGAUGGCAAGAGAAAUAAAAACCGAAGCACUUUAUAUGUAGCAGAAUCCAUUUGAGCUGUAAUUCAACUGCUUAUUAUAUUUCUUAACUGUUCUCGGACUGUCUCCAAAGAAUGUUUCCUUCGACUGAAUAUAAGGUUUUCUAUAGCAAGAUGCAAUCAACGACAAAAAAAAAAACGAUGGGCAUUUCCUGCGAAUGCUGAGGUUUUUGUUCAUUUCAGCUGUUUCGGGUUCAAACGGGCAUCCUUUUAAAUGGAAGCAAUGCAAACGUCUAUAUUCUGGAACUCGUAUAAAAUAUAGUUCUGUAGAACUAGGCUCAUUUUCCCUAGACCUAUCAAUAAGCCAUGUACAAAUAACCCAAAACAUCCAGUACAGCGCAAGUCAUUGACAUCGCCGGGCUUUUCAUUCACAACCGAACUGAUUGCUUGAACUGCUGUAGAUUUGAACAUCGUAGCUGAAUGGCCUGUUUAUUUUGCUGUAGAUAAAACCUGAUUUGGUCUGAAACCGUGUCAGUGAAGAAUCUCAAAUCCAACAACCAUUUAGAUCAAAACCUGAAACUGAGAAACCUGGAAUUAGUUUCGUCAGUCAUUGGUCUUUUUGUAAACCUUGAAUGUACCUGAAAUCCUUUAUUUGAUGUCAGUGUUGUGUCUGUGGAGUACAUAGUAAAUAUAUAUUGAUUUCUGACUUUCGAAUGAUGAUUCAUUGUCAAAGGAUUACUCUUUGCAAAUUAUGUGACUAAUUCUAAAUAAAUCUAUCCUUUUUAUAA
This is a messenger RNA of Puntigrus tetrazona (Sumatra barb), 2872 nucleotides long. RefSeq names its product protein phosphatase 1H-like. The coding region runs from base 190 to 1710 and encodes 506 amino acids. Gene Ontology annotation, biological process: protein dephosphorylation. The transcript is spliced from 10 exons. Gene Ontology annotation, molecular function: protein serine/threonine phosphatase activity. NCBI's taxonomy places the organism in Eukaryota, Metazoa, Chordata, Actinopteri, Cypriniformes, Cyprinidae. The record is from RefSeq and is a predicted model, not a curated record.